AUUGUUACCGGACAGCAUGAUGCUGAGAAUCCCGCCCACCCCGAGAUGACGUUCAUUCCACCCAGAAAUGCAAUCACUCGCUUGUUCCGGGGCAUUGCUCCCACCUCACGACCUCGCCCUGUACUGACCUACCAGCACACUCCUCCAUCUCCAUGGCGAUCAUUUUCUUCGACCGUCUCAUUCUGCAAGAGAGUCGACAAGGUUGACUUGAAUGAAAAACAAGAAAUCGAGGCGGAACUAGCAAAUAUAUCUACCGACGACAAGGCAGAGAACCGCAAAAGCGCGAGAAAGAAUGCAGGCAAGACAUCGUCCUUACGACGGGUAGCUGUGGAGGCCCAAAGGUCGCGUGGAUUUGUUAUGGGAAGAGGAAACAAAAGAUUUGUAGAUCCACAAGUCGACACAAAGACUGUCACAGCAUACUGCGGUGCGGAAACGUACAACAUACCUUCAGCCGUACGCCUAGUCAAAAAGCAUGGUUACGAAGUCGACCCUUACAGUACCGGCUUAUACCCGCAAGUCAUCCACCUACAAACAACCGAGAAGCCCUCCGAAGUGAAGGAUUUUCAACGGGGUGACAUCUUCAUCUUUCCUUCUGGUACUGUGGUAGCAUGGAACGUGCGUGAAAGAGAGAUGCUCAACCUCGUCCAAAGAAUCUUAGUCCCAGCAGCAGAAGGUUCGCAUUUGGAUUUAUUGGAAACAGAGGACCUCGACUACCUAGAAGAUCCUGCAAUGGAGAAUAGUGAGGUGGUAGGGGACACUAUCAUCCUAGGAACCAAAGCGGAGGUUGAAUCUGGCGAUGCACCGAAAGAGCUACAAACAGAGGGAGUUGAUCAGCGACAUGAGAUAGACACCAUCUUAGCCAAGAUAGCGUUUUCCUCUGGUCUUGCUCGCUCAACCAAACUCGCCGUUCUGGAAAGCCUACUUAGCUCUUACCAACAUGCCACCCGCCAGAUUCCUAUCAUGCUCGCCAAAGGCGAGACCAUCUCCCUUCGCGGAAAACAAAUGCCCUUCACGCGGUCUUUCAUCCUCCGCAAGACUGGGGAAUUGCUCAAUAUCCGCGCGCAGCUCAACCUAUAUUCCGAACUCACAGACUCCCUACCGGACAUUUUCUGGGACAGUCGACAUGAGCUUGGUCUGGGAGAGUACUAUGACCAGGUCGGCCGUGCACUCGAUGUCGGUGUUCGGAUCAAGGUGCUGAAUGAGAAAAUCGGAUUUGCGCAGGAAAUCGCCAGUGUGCUGCGCGAAACGCUUAGUGAGAAGCAUGGGUUAAGGCUGGAGUGGGCUAUCAUCGCGCUCAUUGCCGUGGAGGUGGUGCUGGAAUUUUACCGUCACUGGAAAGACUCCGAGGAGAGGAGCGAUGAGAAAAGUACGGAAUCACUGCUCCGUCAUUAUUUGCUUCGAGCGGCAUCGUCCAAUGAGGAUCGGAAACACUGUUCAUACUCUGCUGGCAGCUUUCAAAUCCCAAUCCUCACCUGUACGAUGUUCGGCCCCAGCUCCGGUUCCGAUCACCACCGCAGCCGCAAUCACAAUCACCAAAAGCGAGCAGAUGACGACUUAGAUGAGGAGAUGAGCGAAGUCCCCCAGCCAUUCGCCUAUACGGAACCCUCUUCCCCUACGCCCCGCGCCUUCGCUUUCGAGCACGACAUCCCCCAACACACCCCCCUCGGCCAAGUCCCAGCCUAUCCAGUCCGGAAUAUGCCAGUAUACAGCUUGGGUGCUCGAGGCCGCUAUGUGGAAGUCAUCAACGGCCAGAAGCAAACCCUGCCACCACCCGCAUGGAAGAUGGAACAUGGCCGUCGCGAGAAGAAGCAGGGCCGUCGUGCGAAAGCCCAGAGCGAGAAAUUCCGGGAGCAAGUACUGAGAGAUCUUGAGAACACGCGGAAGCAAAACGAACAGCAAUCAAGACGUGAGGCAGAGAAGGCAGCGCACCGAGAGGAGCUUGAGGAGAGUUCGGAUGAGUUGCUGAAGCAUAUGAGGCAGAAGGCGAAAAAUCGCCAGGAGCCACAAUGGAAGGGCAAGGGGAAAAAACUUGGGGACAAAUAG
Periconia digitata is the source of this 2043-nucleotide messenger RNA. The record is from the annotation of a GenBank genome assembly. Lineage: Eukaryota; Fungi; Ascomycota; Dothideomycetes; Pleosporales; Periconiaceae.